AUGAUGCGAAUUGUUGUCACUGAUCUAGAUUAUAAGAAGCGAACGGAACAAAACAAGAAGAACAGAAGAGGCGGAUCCAUGGAAAAUGUCGUUGAACCGACCUACUUUCAAGGUUCAAUGUCAGCUGUACAGCAUGCUAAAAGGAUGGCAGCACAAAACCAAGGCCAAUUACCAAAUGCCCAUGAUCUUUUCUUGAAGACACACUUCAAGAAAGUGCCUGGAAAAGGCCAAGUGGCUGCCAACACUAAAGCAAAAUGGAUUGCGGAAACCUACCAGAAGAAGCUCGAAGAAACAAGGAGUCAGGGGAUUCAGAAGAGUCCCAAUGAGUUGUACUGGGAGACGGUGGGUGAACGCAAUAAGAAGGGUCGUGUGAAAGGACUUGGCCAAAGUGCAGAGCUCUACUAUGGCAACCGGAUGGGUCGAGCUUCCCGUUCUUCACAGCAAUACACGCUGUCUGUCAUUCCUCAGAUGCAAGACCAGAUGGAACACAGGGUGCAAGCUCUCCAAAAUCAAAUGGAAGCCGAGAUGCAAAGGUGA
Chenopodium quinoa (quinoa) is the source of this 537-nucleotide messenger RNA. RefSeq lists its product as uncharacterized. Lineage: Eukaryota; Viridiplantae; Streptophyta; Magnoliopsida; Caryophyllales; Amaranthaceae. The transcript has 3 exons. The coding region runs from base 1 to 537 and encodes 178 amino acids. The record is from RefSeq and is a predicted model, not a curated record.